AUGAAUCACAAUAUCAAUCAACAACAAUCUCCUGUGAUUGCAUAUCCAGCUAUGGGUGAGAAGAACCACCAAGUUGCUCCACCACCACCUAUAGGCUAUCCCACAAAAGAUGAUCCCCAACAACAAACUGUUCCAGUCAAAACAAUCAGUAGGGGUGAUGGUUUCUGGAAAGGAUGUUGUGCUGGAUUAUGUUGUUGUUGUGCCCUAGAUUGCUGUCUCUGA
Lathyrus sativus (Indian pea) is the source of this 222-nucleotide messenger RNA. NCBI's taxonomy places the organism in Eukaryota, Viridiplantae, Streptophyta, Magnoliopsida, Fabales, Fabaceae. The record is from the annotation of a GenBank genome assembly.